This is a messenger RNA of Sphaeramia orbicularis (orbiculate cardinalfish), 1827 nucleotides long. RefSeq names its product transcriptional repressor scratch 1-like. Gene Ontology annotation, biological process: regulation of DNA-templated transcription. Gene Ontology annotation, molecular function: DNA-binding transcription factor activity, RNA polymerase II-specific; RNA polymerase II cis-regulatory region sequence-specific DNA binding. Bases 400 to 1344 code for a protein of 314 amino acids. The transcript is spliced from 2 exons. Lineage: Eukaryota; Metazoa; Chordata; Actinopteri; Kurtiformes; Apogonidae. The record is from RefSeq and is a predicted model, not a curated record.
GUCCAGCCAUCUCUCUCUCUCUCACUCUCUCUCUCUCCCUCCUCUUCCUCUUUCUUCCUGCCUCUCCCUUUGCCACUUUCUGUCUUCCUCUACAUCCUCCCUGUCCUUCUUUCUCUCUCUCUUUACUGCUGCUUCUGCUUUAACUACAUUUUCUCUUCCUCUUUACCUCAGGCGUCAAACUUGAUCCAGGACAGAUUUUUUUUUUUUUGAUAUAUAUAAAUUAUUUUUCUUUAAAGCUUCUUUUUCAGGCUUUAAGAAGGCCAUCAGGAACCUCUGUGAUUUUCUUAUGUUUUCUUUCUUCUUCUUUUUUUUCUCUUGUACUACACUUGUUUUUCUAUGAGGCUCUAAGUUCAGUUUUAUAUCAGGGGACAAAAACCAAAAGAAAACUACAAAAAAAAAAUGCCACGGUCUUUUUUGGUGAAGCAGCCUAAGGUUCAUGAUUUUUCGUCUUCCAACUACUACCAGCAGCACUGGGAUGACUCUUACACUGUGACACAUGCCAUCACAGAGUCAGCCACCAACUUGGCGGUGCGUUUGAGUGAAAACGGCUACAUCCACGAUUACAUCAUCCCCUCAGUGUUGCAAAGAACAAAAGAGCCAGGUCAUGAUGAAACCAGGCUCUCCUCUGAGCCCCUGUACUCCCCUGGAGGCAGCGGAGGGGAGGAGUUCUCUGACCACGACAUGGAGCAUCCGGACAGCCCGGUGUCCAGCGCCACAGUGGACUCGGACAGCGGCCCGGAGUCGGAGGUGUGUGGCAUCAACGCUUUCCUCAUCUCCGACGGCCGCUCCCGCCGGAGGCCCAGCCAGCGGUGUCCACGAAAGGGUGGCAGCCAGGCCGACGAGGGCGACGCCACCUGCGCCCUGGUCAAAGGCCAAUCCAAAGGCCGCCACAUGUGCAGCGAGUGCGGCAAGUCUUACGCCACGUCGUCCAACCUGAGCAGACACAAGCAGACGCACCGCAGCCUGGACAGCCAGCAGGCCCGCAAGUGUCCCACCUGCCACAAGGUGUACGUGUCCAUGCCGGCCCUGGCCAUGCACAUGCUGACCCACGACCUGAAGCACGAGUGCAACGUGUGCGGCAAGGCCUUCAGCCGGCCCUGGCUCCUGCAGGGUCACAUGAGGUCCCACACCGGGGAGAAGCCAUUCGCCUGCGCCCACUGCGGCAAAGCCUUCGCCGACCGCUCCAACCUGCGUGCCCACAUGCAGACGCACUCCGCCUUCAAGCACUACACCUGCAAACGCUGCCACAAGAGCUUCGCCCUCAAGUCCUACCUGAACAAGCACUACGAGUCCGCCUGCUUCAAGGGCCACCAGACGGAGGAGGACUGCAGCUCCGAGGACUGAGCGGGACCCGUUCACUUCUAUUUCUACGCUUUUUAAACAGCCGAUCGAACAGAGACUCAAAGGCUCCUCCUGCAUGCAUCCUCUUUUGAUAUAAGCAAUAACCUCAAUUCAAGUAUUCAGGAAUUAUGUAUGAAACCCAUCAAAAUCUCAGUGUUGAUCACAAACAGAAAAUGAUUUAUAUUGUUUUUUUAUAAAUUGAAUUGCAAUAAUUUACAUGUCUGUAUUAUUUUAUAAGCCGACCAGCUCUUUAUUUACCUCAGACAUUUCUUUAACUAUUGUAUUUGUCUAUUUAAUAAUUUAUUCAACUAUUUAUUUGCCAAUUUUUGAAGAUUAUUUAUUUAUUAUUGGUUGAUGUACUUAUAAUGGAUUUAAUAAAGCCAUGAAUUGGAAUUGUUGUAAACAAAAGCCAAACUAUAUUCUGAUACACUUUAUUUCUCUGUCUGAUCAAUUUGGUGAUGACAAUAAAAAUGAUGAAAAUAAAAA